CGUUAAAAUAUCUCAUGCCAUGUGUUUUCACGAGAUAAGCCCAUCGGGCUGGUGCUUAAAAGCCCUGAGUUUGUGAGCUUUGUUCGACAGUUGACAUUCUCGGACUGGAAAUACAAGCAAUGUUCGCGCUGCUGAUCCUCGUCGUGGUGCCAGUCUGCUUGGCUCAGUUCGACCCGAAUGCCCUGAACCAGAAUUUUGGAAAAGACGGGUUCGGAGGUCAGACUGCCAACAGCACGGGCGCAUUCGAUCCUAACAAAGCCAACGCCGGCUUCGGCUCAGGGUUUGAAUCGGGCUCCGGCUUCAAUACCGGUGGAGAUGGUGGCUUCGGUGGUUCCGGAACCGGAUCUACUUCAGGAUCUACAUCAGGAUCUGGAAGCGGAAGUGGGUCGGGAACGUUCGACCCUAAUCAGUUCAUAAGCGGUGGUGGAACUUCCGGUACAUUUGACCCGAACGCACUCAACAACUUUGGCGGAUCCAAUAGCACCCUUUUUGGACGUCGUUGAUAAUUUAAACAUCACAUCGUGUCUUCAAUUAAGAAUAAAUGAAUAAAUAAAACAUCUUAA
This is a messenger RNA of Dreissena polymorpha, 563 nucleotides long. RefSeq names its product counting factor 45-1-like. NCBI's taxonomy places the organism in Eukaryota, Metazoa, Mollusca, Bivalvia, Myida, Dreissenidae. Bases 120 to 503 code for a protein of 127 amino acids. The record is from RefSeq and is a predicted model, not a curated record. The transcript has 3 exons.